Molecule: messenger RNA, 1379 nt
Organism: Spinacia oleracea (spinach)
Lineage: Eukaryota; Viridiplantae; Streptophyta; Magnoliopsida; Caryophyllales; Amaranthaceae
Product: serine/arginine-rich splicing factor SR30-like
Exons: 10
Coding region: 596-1063 (155 amino acids)
Cellular component (GO): nucleus; cytoplasm
Molecular function (GO): mRNA binding
Source: RefSeq, a predicted model, not a curated record
UCGAACAAAUUAAUCAUCUCAUGAAUUUCGCUCCUAGCGCACAACUCCUUCUUCUCUUAAGCUUUCCCUGCGUCGUCCGAAAAAAAAACCUUUCUCUGCGCCGCUCAUAAAGCUUUCCCUGCGUCGUCAAUCUAGCUUCCUCGUCGGUGGUUCUGGCCUCCUCGUCAUCGUCAGUGGCUCUUUUCUCGCCUCCUCUCCAGUCGCUGCUUACUCGGCUGGUGGGUCCAAGAAAGAACGUAGUUUGCUCGCGCCGGUGGUUCCAAGAAAGAAAGUUUCUCGCGUCCUUUUCUCCGUCAACCUCCUCGCCGUGGCUAGUAAUCCUCGCUGUCCCCUCUUCUAGUUUGAAGAUGAACGAGAUGUUGAAGAUGCUGUGCAAGGUCCAAAUGGUUAUGAUUUUGAUGGACAUCGUUUGCGGGUGGAAUUCGCUCAUGGUAGACGAGGAUCAUCAUCAUCAGACCAUCAGAGCAGUUACAGUGCUAGUAGAGGUGGAGCACCUAAGCACACUGACUACAGAGGGGUAGUCUUGCUUCUCUAUUGGCAUAUUUUUUGUAAUUUCACUACUAUAUGAAAUUCUUGUAUUGGUGUUUCUGCAGUUAUGGUCACUGGACUGCCAUCAUCUGCUUCUGGGCAAGACCUGAAGGAUCACAUGCGACGAGACGGUGAAGUUUGUUUCUCAGAUGUAUUCAAGGAUCGUCGCUAUGGUGGCACGGCUGGAGUUGUUGAAUAUGCAAAUUAUAAUGAUAUGAAACGUGCUUUCAGGAAGCUGGAUGAUUCUGAAUUUCGUAAUGCAUUCUCUCGCGCUUAUAUCCGAGUGAGGGAGGACUCGAGGAGUCUGAGUCUAGAUGAUAGGUCGAGAAGCAGAAGCUACAACCGUGGCUGUAGUUAUAGUCGAAGCCGUAGCCGCAGCCACAGUAUAUCUCCGCAAAGAAAUUCACGCCGUUCUUAUUCUAUAUCUCCUUCGAAGUCCCGCUCGAGAUCUCCCUCUCGUUCUCGCUCUAGCUUGAUGCUUGGGUUGCAUGGGAGCAGAACUUUCCAAUUGCUGCACUUAAAAACGUUUUACUAGCUCUGAAAAAGGAGCAACAAUGGCGUAGAGUCAUACAGGUCUACACUCCGAGGAAUACGCCUUAUGCUAGUGAGGAAAUUGAUGUGGUUCGUGAGCAAUGGGUUGCAAGUAUUUAUUAUUGGCCCGUGGGCGCUUGAUCGAGUUGUGUUGGUUUAGAUGUUAUAGAACAAUCUUUUAUGUUAAAAUGUAUGCGUACGUUGAAAUUGGAACAUACAUAUAUUUAAAUGUAUAUGGUACGUGCACUUUGGUUUUGCAAUAUCUACAAAACACCAUUUAUUGUUUUUAUAUUUGUUAUACAGGUUGCGAUAUUCUAUUA